Emys orbicularis (European pond turtle) is the source of this 614-nucleotide messenger RNA. It is a transcript of the gene RPS27A, whose product is annotated as ribosomal protein S27a. The record is from RefSeq and is a predicted model, not a curated record. Gene Ontology annotation, cellular component: ribosome; cytoplasm; nucleus. Gene Ontology annotation, biological process: modification-dependent protein catabolic process; protein ubiquitination; translation. The coding region runs from base 112 to 582 and encodes 156 amino acids. Lineage: Eukaryota; Metazoa; Chordata; Testudines; Emydidae. Gene Ontology annotation, molecular function: ubiquitin protein ligase binding; protein tag activity; RNA binding. The transcript is spliced from 6 exons.
CCGGCCUGGAGGCCCCUCCUUUCCCUAGGCUGGAAACCCCGUGCGGACCGAGCUGGGCUCUCUUUCCGGCAUCCGCCAUUCCGCGAGCAGGUUGGUGGUGCCAGCCGCGCCAUGCAGAUCUUCGUGAAGACCCUGACCGGGAAAACCAUCACCCUCGAGGUUGAGCCUUCUGAUACUAUAGAAAAUGUGAAGGCCAAGAUCCAGGAUAAGGAAGGAAUUCCUCCUGAUCAACAACGACUUAUUUUUGCUGGCAAGCAGUUGGAAGAUGGACGCACGCUGUCUGACUACAAUAUUCAAAAGGAAUCGACUCUUCACCUUGUGCUGAGACUUCGUGGUGGUGCUAAGAAGAGAAAGAAGAAGUCUUACACUACCCCCAAGAAGAACAAGCAUAAGAGAAAGAAGGUUAAGCUUGCUGUCCUUAAAUAUUACAAGGUGGAUGAGAAUGGUAAAAUCAGUCGCCUGCGCCGAGAGUGCCCCUCUGAGGAAUGUGGGGCUGGAGUUUUUAUGGCCAGUCACUUUGACAGACAUUACUGUGGCAAGUGCUGCCUGACAUACUGCUUCAACAAACCAGAAGACAAGUAAAUGUAUCUGUGUUAAUAAAAAAAACCCUCAGA